This is a messenger RNA of Alternaria arborescens, 519 nucleotides long. RefSeq lists its product as hypothetical. Gene Ontology annotation, biological process: carbohydrate metabolic process. Bases 1 to 519 code for a protein of 172 amino acids. The record is from RefSeq and is a predicted model, not a curated record. NCBI's taxonomy places the organism in Eukaryota, Fungi, Ascomycota, Dothideomycetes, Pleosporales, Pleosporaceae. Gene Ontology annotation, molecular function: isomerase activity. The transcript has a single exon. Gene Ontology annotation, cellular component: intracellular anatomical structure.
AUGUCAGCGGACCAGCAACCUCUCCGCAUAGCCAUUGGCUGCGACGAUGCGGGCGUCUCGUACAAAAAGGCCAUCAUCAAAGACCUAGAAGCCGAUUCCCGCAUUGCCUCUGUAACCGACGUCGGCGUCCCUGAAAACAGCGACAAGACAGCGUACCCACAUAUCGCCGUCGAUGCCGCCAAACUCGUCGCAGAGGGCAAAGCAGACCGUGCAGUCCUCAUCUGCGGCACCGGUCUUGGUGUGGCCAUCUCGGCGAACAAAGUGCCUGGUAUCAGGGCUGUGACAGCACACGAUAGCUUCUCAGUAGAACGUGCGAUUCUGUCAAACGACGCGCAAGUGCUAUGCAUGGGUGAGCGAGUUGUUGGAAUUGAACUCGCGAGGAGGUUAGUCAAGGAGUGGGUGGGAUAUCGAUUCGACAAGAGCAGUGCUAGUGCGAAGAAGGUGGAGGCUAUCAUGGAGUACGAAAGGGAGAAUUACAAGGGUUUGGUUGAAGAUCAAGGGAAGAGCAAAGGGUGCUGA